Kuraishia capsulata CBS 1993 is the source of this 678-nucleotide messenger RNA. RefSeq lists its product as uncharacterized. Bases 1 to 678 code for a protein of 225 amino acids. Lineage: Eukaryota; Fungi; Ascomycota; Pichiomycetes; Pichiales; Pichiaceae. The transcript is spliced from 2 exons. The record is from RefSeq and is a predicted model, not a curated record. Gene Ontology annotation, molecular function: GTPase activity; GTP binding.
AUGAGUGCAUCUCAAGGAAGGACAACCACGGCUGUCAAGCUGGUGCUUUUGGGAGAAGCUGCUGUGGGAAAAUCCUCUCUGGUUCUAAGAUUUGUCAAUAACGAUUUUGAAGAGAACAAAGAACCAACUAUUGGGGCUGCAUUUUUAACUCAGAAGUGUACCAUCGGUGAACGUACGAUAAAGUUUGAAAUAUGGGAUACCGCUGGACAAGAGAGGUUUGCCUCUUUGGCUCCAAUGUACUACCGGAAUGCUCAAGCUGCGUUGGUAGUGUACGAUAUAACCAAGCCUGCUUCCUUCAUCAAGGCCAGACAUUGGGUGAAAGAGUUGCGCGAACAGGCGACCAAGGGAAUAGUCAUUGCUUUGUGUGGUAACAAGUACGAUUUGACAGUGAAUGAUGAGGCGGAAGAAGAUUCUGGAGAGGUAAGCGAAACUUCUAAGAGAAAGGUGUCUGUUAAUGAAGGACAGACUCUGGCGGAAGAGGAGGGACUCAUGUUCUUUGAGACUUCGGCAAAGACUGCCUACAAUGUGAACGAAGUAUUUCUAGCCAUAGGCAAAAAAAUACCCGAAGCCUCGCAAAAUGGUGGUGCCAACCCUUCAAGGGGUGAGUCUCAAGCAAACGGAAGAAUCGACUUAUCUGCUCCUGUUUCCAGUGAAGAUUCCAAUGCCUGUGCCUGUUAG